Tilletiopsis washingtonensis is the source of this 1561-nucleotide messenger RNA. RefSeq lists its product as hypothetical. Lineage: Eukaryota; Fungi; Basidiomycota; Exobasidiomycetes; Entylomatales. The transcript is spliced from 2 exons. The record is from RefSeq and is a predicted model, not a curated record. Bases 231 to 1190 code for a protein of 319 amino acids.
CGCCUCGGCCUUGUCUCCGCACACUCCCACCACACACAUCACGCGCGCACCGCUCUCUCGCUCUCUUCGUCUCUCCGCUCAGUCGCCGCGCCAGCCCUUUGUGCUGCCUCCUCGUAAACAUCCACGCCCGUGCCCGUCCCGCCCAGCGCGUAGACCGGCUCUUCCUCUCCUGAAGCGCAGCGCGUAUUCUUCAGCCUCUUCACCUCUCGCCUCUGCUCUCCGCAUUCGUCAUGCGCUUCGCCUCGCUCUCCUUCUUCGCCGCGGCGCUGGCCGCACCCGCGCUCGUGGCCGCACAGGCAGCGUCCAGCACCUCGGGUGCCGCGGCGCCGCAGUCGACGUACAUCCCCACGUCGGGCAUCUCCACGACGUGCACUGGCUUCCUUGAGUCUCUGAACUCAGACGACAACCUCGCCACGUGCAUUGCGCCCCUCUCCAACGCCACCGACUUCUACGCGCAGGCGACGCGCGGGGCGAACCCGUCGCAGACGGCGCUCAGCGAGGGCCUCGACAAGCUCUGCACCGACGGCGACAAGUGCGACGUGGCGGCGAUCCGCAAGCGUCUCUUUGACUUCUUCGACCAGUGCAAGCCCGAGAUCCAGCAGAAGAACGAGGCCGUUCUCAAGCUCUACGACUUCCUCUACCUCAUCAUUCCCUUCCACCAGGCCGUGUGCACCAAGGGAGACGACGGAAAGUUCUGCCUGCUCAACACUGCCACGUCUGCCGCCACGAGCGCCAAGACGAAGCGUGACAUCGGCACGGACGACGAGCUCCUCUCGGGCGUGAAGCGCUCGCACGAGCACGCCGCGCUGCACGCGCGUCAGGCUGCCAGCGUCGACAGCACCGUCUCAUCGACGUCUGCCUCGAACAACAUUGCCUUCCUCUUCCUGCAGCCCACGGCCAAGAAGGAGGUGCUGUGCAGCAGCUGCACCAAGAACAUCCUCGCGGCCUACAUUGCCUUUGAGACGUCGAUCCCGUACGCCAUUGGUCUGGCCAACUCGGACCAGCUCAAGGGGCAGUCGGACCUCUACAAGGCGAGCCAGAAGGAGUGCGGCAAGGACUUCAGCAAGCAGAUCAACGUCGUUGCCGGCACGACGGACUUUGCAAAGGUCUCGAGCGCUCUCAGCCUGCCCGUCGCGAGCACCGUGGCGGCCGGUCUCUCGGCCAUCGCCGCGCUCGGCCUGGCGCUCUAGACCCUAGAGCGCGUCUACGACCCGACUUCUGCGCUCGAGCAUCGCGCUCGGCGCACUGACCGCCUCGAGCACUGGGUGAUCCUCUGCCCUGCUCCUCCCUUUCACUGCACAGGCUCUCUUCCCUCUCUCUCAUGUCCGGAUCGGCACCGCACCUCAGCGAGCCCGUGCCCACGUUAUUCCCCUCGUCCCUCUCUAUGCUCGUCGUUCUCGCUCCUUGUCUCCUUUGCGCCCCUCACUGUUCCCGUGUCCCUCAACUCUGCAGGCCACUCGUGCCUUUUGUCGUCACGCUGCUCCCUGCUCCUCCCUGUCACUCUAGCCUGGCGCCGUGUGCCUGCGAGAAGAGAGCGCGAUGAGAAAUGAAAGUGCAUGGG